Messenger RNA from Penicillium lagena, 690 nucleotides. RefSeq lists its product as uncharacterized. NCBI's taxonomy places the organism in Eukaryota, Fungi, Ascomycota, Eurotiomycetes, Eurotiales, Aspergillaceae. The record is from RefSeq and is a predicted model, not a curated record. Bases 1 to 690 code for a protein of 229 amino acids. The transcript is spliced from 2 exons.
AUGUUUUCCUUGCCAGGAUUAAAUAUUUCUACGCUAAUGACCACGCCAAGACCUCUCUAUCUAAUUCCUUAUAGCUGGGUAAUCUAUGCGAACCACACCACGACUGAAAGCGACUCGCCCUCCGAUCAUUCCGUCAAUGAUAUCUUCAAUUUAACCUUAUCGUAUGGCGUCAAGGAAGCUCCAUACAAUCUGACAGGCGCCAUUAAGGACGCAGACGAAAUGUUAGAUACUUUCGAUAUGGAUCUAAAACCCUGCAAUACUUCCACUGAAAGCAGUCAAAAUUACAUAUCGCUCAUUGAUCGCGACUGGUCUAAUAAUGCUGGUUGGAACUGGACGUAUCCAGCAGUUGACCUACAAUUUGACAGCCAAACAGCAAAUUUCACUGUGAAUGGAUAUGCCGCUGCUUUUCCGUAUCGGGUUUCCUAUACUGAAGGUGGCGAAAACAGACAAAUAGGCCCGGAUGAGGUACAGGGAAAGAUUAAGGUUUCCUUCUUCGGGGUCAUCGAUCCCUACCACUCGGAUACAUUGGUCAACACCAGCACAACGCCUACUUGGCUCAGAACGGUGGGAUUUGGAAACAAUUCCAUGAACAUCGGCUACGAUAGUGGGGCUCCUGGCUGGCCUCGUCCAUUGUAUUGGGAGGCCAUUAUUAUCUGUUCCGUUAUGUCCUUGGCUUUGAUGUAUUUCUAA